AUGGCAUCCGCAAAUUUCAAUUAUCAGGACAAUAGCAAUCCUUUUCUCGUUCCUAAUAAUACAGCACAAUUGCCACCAUUACCACCGUUACCACAGCAACAACUUCCCAUCUUCAAUACUAUCCAUAGCAAUAAUAACAAUGUUCUACAACAACAGCAACUUUCCUUCUUUAACGCUAACAAUAAUAAUAGUGCUCAACUCAAUAAACAACUCGAGUUUGAUAAUUUAUUAUUGGUAAAAGAGACGUCUGCGCAACUUUUAAGCUAUUUUAAUGUGCUUGCGGAAAAACUUGAUGAGUUGAAUGUGGGAUGUCAAGUUGUUGCCAAUGUGUUGCAUAAUUGGCAAGCGGUGUUUCGAGCUGUUUCUAUUGCCGAGACACCACAAAAUCAACAGGAGCAACAAUUAGGAGCGACUAUUCCCGUACUUGUGCGCAUUCCCAUGGAAAAGUAA
Molecule: messenger RNA, 450 nt
Organism: Ambispora leptoticha
Lineage: Eukaryota; Fungi; Glomeromycota; Glomeromycetes; Archaeosporales; Ambisporaceae
Source: the annotation of a GenBank genome assembly